AUGUUUGGCGACGAGGAUGGGAUCCAGACAGCAGGAAAAACAGCAGCUGUUCGGGGUGGUGCCAUGCUCGGAAAGCUUCCAGAGUUCGAUCCGGACGGUGACAACUGCGAUGUUUUCUUCGAGCGAUUUGAGUGUUUUGCAGCUGCUAACGACAUCGCAGAGGAUAAGAAGUUGCAAGUGCUAUUGACGUCCAUCGGGGAGAAGGCAUACGUCACGCUGAGGAGCCUUCUUCUGCCGAAAACGCCUACCCAGGAGACGUAUGACGUGGUCAUCGCAACGCUGAAAAAGCACUACACCCCGAAGUGCUCCGUGGUUACGGAAAGAUACCGUUUUAACCAACGCAAUCAAGAACCGCACGAAAGCAUCAGCGACUUCAUAGUAGGACUCAAGAAACUGGCUGCAACAUGUGAGUUCGGCACAUUUCUUGAGCAAGCCCUGCGAGAUCGUCUCAUCGCGGGAUUGUGUUCCGACAGCAUACGGUGCAGGCUUCUGGCGACACCUGAUGCAGAAUUAACCUGGGAGCGCACCUGCAGCAUUGUAGCAGCCAUGGAAUCUGCUACUAGAGGCACUCGGGAAAUGGUGGCGACCCUCGCAACAGGGACCCCCGUCGACAGCGACGUUCACUGGAACAAGGAAACGGCAGCUGGACAACGGGAAACAGAUGUUAGGCUAGUCACCUACAAUGGCACGCCUGUCACGGUCAAAGGUAUUAUGGAUGUUGAUGUAGAGUACCAGAGCCAACACGUUCGCUUGCCACUAGUGAUUGCUAAGGAUAGCACAGGGGCUAGAAUGCCAACAUUAUUAGGGCGGGAGUGGCUAACGAAAAUAAAACUCGACUGGCUGAAUGUGGUACGGGUGCAGAACGUACGUGAAGAAGCACAGAUAACUGAUAAGUACCGCGAGGUAUUUCAACCAGGAUACGGGGCCAUUAAAGGGUUUCACGCUAGUAUUGUGCUUAAGAAAGGCGCUACUCCUGUUUUUUGUAAAGCGAGACCAGUGCCAUACGCGUUACGCGAGCAGGUAGAACAAGAGCUGCUUAAUAUGGAGAAGGCAGGCAUUGUGUACCGCGUGAGGCACAGUGCUUGGGCCACCCCACUGGUGGUUGUGCCGAAAAAGAAUAAUGGCAUUCGACUGUGCGGGGAUUACCGGGUCACCGUCAAUCCUUUCGUGGUAGUUGACCAUUACCCUCUACCGCUGCCUGAAGAUAUAUUCACCACGUUGCAAGGUGGAGCUGUGUUUUCAGUUCUUGACCUGAGUAAGGCGUAUCUGCAACUGGAAUUAGAUGAGCACGCUCAGGAACUGCUCACCAUUAACACGCAUAUGGGCCUUUUCCGGUACAGGCGCCUACCCUAUGGUGUAGCCUGUGCACCAGCCGCAUUUCAGGCGGUAAUGGACCAAGUCCUGAGGGGCUUGCAAGGCACGGCUUGCUAUCUUGACGAUGUCAUCAUAGCGGGAGUUAGCUACGAGCAGUGUCGUGAAAGAGUGGAACAAGUACUCAUGCGCCUAAGCGAAUACGGUAUCAAGGUCAACGCGGAAAAGUGCAGCUUGUUUAAAAAAAGAGUAACCUACUUGGGGCACGAAGUUGAUGGCAAUGGGUUGCACCCUACCAGUGACAAAGUAAGGGCGAUAAAGAAUGCACCCAAGCCAGACAAUGUCACGCAACUAAAGGCAUUUUUGGGACUGGUCAAUUUUUACGCAAAAUUUUUACCAAAUGUAGCUACAGUCCUGGAGCCUCUUCAUGGCUUGCUGCGCAAGGAAACCAAGUGGCACUGGUCCCGACUAUGUGACGACGCGUUCAACAAGUGUAAAACGUUGUUGACGGAUGAAAGUGUGUUGGAAAUAUAUGAUGUGGCAAAAGAAAUUCAGCUCACGUGUGACGCUUCAGAGUAUGGCCUAGGAGCCGUACUAUCGCAUGUCGUGAACGGCCAAGAGAAGCCUAUCGCUUUCGCCUCAAGAUCGCUGUCAGUGUCCGAGCGGAACUACGGACAAUAG
Messenger RNA from Rhipicephalus microplus (southern cattle tick), 1992 nucleotides. RefSeq lists its product as uncharacterized. NCBI's taxonomy places the organism in Eukaryota, Metazoa, Arthropoda, Arachnida, Ixodida, Ixodidae. The record is from RefSeq and is a predicted model, not a curated record.